AUGUCUACCCUGAAACGCAAGGCGAAUGAUAUUCCUGCAUCUGACUCUGAGCGACUCAAGCGUGCGCGAGUAGAAAGCGAUGAGACCAGAACAUUGACUGCUGCUCCGCUUCAGGCGGCAAAGACUGCGGUUGAUUCUGGGAAGAACCAGAAUAAAAAUAUGGCGCCUGCAGUCAAGAGGAGGAAACUGGCUCCUCCGCGUCCAUAUCCGACGGUUCCUGCGUCCGUGAACGCCACCGGACCUCGUUCAACGCAUCACGAGGGAAAGAACUAUAUCGCUGUCACACGAAAGACUAAGCUCGCCGCAUACUUGCGAAGAUGCAAGGAUCUUGUAAUCAAAGACGGGUACAAGUCACUACACCUCAACGCUCUCGGUGCCGCUAUACCACAUCUGACUCUGCUUGCGACGUCGCUGCCGAGCGUACUGCCAUACCCUCCAGACGAAUUGCGGAUGGACAUUCUCACUGGCACGGUCACAGUUCAAGACGAGAUCAUCCCGGACGAUGAAGACGAGGACAUCGGCUACGAGAAGCGCGAGAAAUCUACGCUCAGUGUCGUCCUCACCAUUGGAGACGGUGUUGACGAGCCUGUUGCCGGUGGAGCAAACUGGGGUCCGCGGGGCAAGCGGCGUAGGAAGGGGCUUGCUCAACAGUCGAAGAUAUCGGACAACGCAGCGCGUGCGGGCGAGGCAGUUAUGGAUACCACCUGA
Peniophora sp. CBMAI 1063 is the source of this 708-nucleotide messenger RNA. NCBI's taxonomy places the organism in Eukaryota, Fungi, Basidiomycota, Agaricomycetes, Russulales, Peniophoraceae. The record is from the annotation of a GenBank genome assembly.